AUGAAUUUAUCUCUGUGGAAAGAGGCGCUAACUAACGCAAACCUAUUGAAAGAAUUCAAAGACGUACUUCAAGGUUUUAAAUACGGAUUCAAUCAAGGAAUCCCGGAUCACUUUUUAGGCAAUCUAUCGUGGUUCACACCAGAUAACCAUUUGUCAUCGUCAUUAGCAGCGGAAAAGAUCCGGGAGUCAAUGAAGAAAGAGAUAGAUGCUAAGAGGAUGUACGGACCUUUCACACAUGAAGAAGUGUUCGCACGUUUGGGAUUCUUCCGCUCAAGUCCCCUAGGAGCGGUGGUAAACGGAGACGGGUCCGUGAGGCCAAUCAAUGAUUUAUCUUUUCCACAUCACGACCCCGACUUCCCAUCUGUCAACUCGUUUGUCGAUAAAGACGACUUCAAAACUACAUGGGACGAUUUCAAUGUAGUGGCUUCUUUUUUCAAAGAACUAGAUAAACCAGUCAAACUAGCUUUGUUUGACUGGGAAAAGGCUUACAGGCAGAUACCCACUCACCCCUCACAAUGGAGAUAUCUGAUGGUGAAGGGUCUCGAUAAUCUGUUGUAUUUGGACACACGAAUAACUUUUGGAGGAGUCGCCGGCUGUGGUUCUUUCGGACGGCCAGCAGAUGCCUGGAAAUGUAUCAUGGAAAAAGAAUUCGAUCUCAUCAAGGUUUUUAGAUGGGUCGAUGAUAAUCUAUUCGUCAAAGAAAUAUCUUUGAAGACAGACAUGAAUCAAAUUAUAGCUAGGUCAAUAGACCUGGGGGUCCUGACAAAUGAAAAGAAAUGUUCUUCCUUUUCGGACGAACAGAAAUUCAUCGGCUUUGUGUGGAACGGCAAGGAGAAAACAGUAAAAUUACCGGAUCAGAAACUGGAACAGCAGAAACUGCAAAUCAAAGAAUUUCAAGACAAAACCAGAUCCUUUUCGUUCAAUGAAGUAGAAAUACUUACAGGGAGACUGAAUCACGUAUCAUACAUUUUACCACAAUUGAAAUGUUAUCUAAGAGGUCUAUACAGGUGGAUGCUUGACUGGUUCGAUUUAAAUGCGAAGAGAAAAACACCGGAAGACGUACUAGCAGAUUUGGAACAGUGGUCAUCGAUCCUAGAUUCUUUUCAACCAACCCGUCUGAUCAUGUCGUCAAACCCAAAAGAGAUAGGGUGGAUAGGGGACGCGUCUUCAAGUUUUGGAGUAGGAGUCCUAAUUGGGAAGUACUGGUCUCAGUUGCGGUUGCAACACAAGUGGUGGAACCUUGACAACAAUCGAGCGAUCGCUUGGUUGGAAACCGUAGCAAUCAGAGUUGGUUUACUCAUGCUGAUUAAUUUGAGGAGGCAACGGGAAGGGUCCAACGUAAUUGUUUGGACAGAUAACACCACAACUGAAUCAGUAUUAGAGAAGAGAAAAUCUAAAGAUACAGAAGUGAACGAGGAAUGGAAGUGGAAACAGCAAGAACUAAUUAAGAACGAGUUCGAUAUAACGGGUCGUCGAGUGACAUCGAAGAAUAAUAUCGCUGACGCUUUGUCGCGAGGGUUUGUGGGCAAUCUGAAAACAGAAAACAGGGUCCAUUUUCCGUUACCAGUAGAGUGGGAAGUUAAUUUAGAAUGUUUAACUGUGGCCCAUUUAAAUAAAAUAAAGGCUUUCAUUUCUAAAGGAACGUCACAUUACCCAGUCUCAGCUCUAAAUGCGCAUUUAUUAUCCGGCUGGAAAUGGAAUACUCUGAUUGGUUAUAACGCGGCUGUUAAAAAGUUCAUAUUCUUCAAAAAUCUAUCAGGACAACACGACUUUGUAUUACCGGCAACGAGUAAAGAUAUCAAAGACUUUUGUUUUUGGGCUGGUAGAAAUUUAUACUUAAACAACUCCUACAAAAUUUCGGCUAGUUCUAUUAAGAAGUACUUGUGCGGCAUCAAAGCUUGGCACACGUUUCACGAUACCCUUUAUCCAGAAAUAGCGGACAAGAGAAUCGAACUCCUAUUGAAGGCAUCAGCAAAAAUUGAUGCAACUAGACCUUUAAAACCAAAGAAGCCGGCUAUUAUGUUAAAACACCUCAUAUGGUUGUCAAACGUUUUAUUCCCAGGGGGGAAAGUAGAUAAGGCGAUAAUGGAUCUCUCGAUUGUCGCUUUCUGGGGGAUGGCGAGGGUUGGAGAAUUAACAUACGCAAAACCUUUUGGAACGCUAAACGCUCAGCUCUCCUUAUUAACAACGGAUGUUCGAAUAAUAAAGUCGGCCAUAGGAGAAAAGGCGAUUUUAUCAGUUCGCAAUGCGAAAACGGCCACGCCAGGGAACCCCCAACAGAUCAUUUUACAUAGCCUGAAAAAUAUGCUUUGUCCGGUUUUGGCAAUUAAACGACGAUUAGAAGAAGCCGAAGGCAAAGAAACUUCACUUUUUGGUUUCUACAGCGAAGGCACGAGGAAACACUUAACUCGAGCAAUCGCAGUCAAUAGGAUCCAAUUGGUUUUACGUUCCGGAGGUUUCGACGGACUUCUAGGUCAUUCGUUCAGAGUUGGUGGUGCCUCACUCCGAUUUGCCCUAGGCACUCCUGUCGAAGAAAUUUGUAUUUUAGGUAGAUGGGCAUCUAACUGUUACAAACUGUACAUCAGAGACUACAGUGAAUCAGAUGUGCUAGAGUCAAAAAAGAUUGUAGACGAGUUAAAUGAGUUGUGGGAGGAAGAUUGA
Puccinia graminis f. sp. tritici CRL 75-36-700-3 is the source of this 2661-nucleotide messenger RNA. RefSeq lists its product as uncharacterized. The transcript is spliced from 2 exons. Gene Ontology annotation, biological process: DNA recombination; DNA integration. Gene Ontology annotation, molecular function: DNA binding. Lineage: Eukaryota; Fungi; Basidiomycota; Pucciniomycetes; Pucciniales; Pucciniaceae. The coding region runs from base 1 to 2661 and encodes 886 amino acids. The record is from RefSeq and is a predicted model, not a curated record.